AUGAAUAAAUUAACUCUUAUAUUUAGAUGUGAAAAAUUGGAAUAAAAGUAUUAAGAUUCUCGUUAUUUGUAUACACUUCCUACCUGUAGAUCUUUGAAUCUAGUCAGUUUUUUGCUUUGCUUAUUUCGAAGUAUAACUUUUAUUUUUCAGAAUCAAAUGGUAGGUUUUUUUGUAUUUCUCUUCCUCACAAUCGUUGUCUUAUUGGCCCAAUUUUUGAUUCUUAAUAACAAAAGAAAAUGGGUUGAUUAUUAUUUGCUGUUUGUAAAUCAUUUUUUGAUGUUACAGCAAUAAUAUGUAGAGGAUGAGUUUGAACCAUAAGAAGCAUUUGUAUUUGGAUAGAAUUAAAUGUUAUUAAGUAUAAUGAUAAUCCUGGUUUGUGAUUUUAAAUUUGGGUUGAUUUAGAUAUUAGGAAAUAUGAUAAUAAAAAUUGUAAUAUCAAAAUAUUAUCAGCCAUCAUUAUCCUAUUAAACUAUACUUUAUUCUAUAAUAAUUGGAUUGAUGUUUCUGUAUGCUAUUCUAAAGAUAAAUUAAUAAUAUAGAUUAUCAUUUCUAUUUACUACUCAAGAUAGCUAACAAGGUAUGAAUCAACAUAAUUACAAUUUUAGAAUAAUUGAUACCUUUAUUAACUGAUAGUCCAUUUAUGCUGUGUACUUAUGAUAAAGAAAAUUUGUAAUUUUAAUAAAAGUUCAGUAAUCUUUAACAUCAUUAAGAAUUCAAAUAAUAUAAAACCAAUCAUGACGCUCUUAACUUCAUUCUUCGAAAUUACUUAGUGCAUGGAUAGUCUUUUGAAAAAUUUUUGUUGAGUAGACAAAAAAAGUAAGAUGAUUUAAUUGUUAAUAAAAUUUUAGAAUUAAAAUCAAUCAAUAAAAAUCAAGUAUAAAAAUUAUUCAUUCGUUAUUCUGAAUGUUUUAUUACAGAACUAAUAUACAUAUUAAUUAUUGAUAAGAAAAGAUAAGAGAUACAAAAUUUACAAUAAAAAUUAGUUAAUUAUGAAAAAGGAUUAAAUAAAUUUUAAAUCAAUUUUAGAAAUUUCAUUAAAAAUUAGAUUCUUAUUUUAGAUAAAUCACUAAAUUACGAUAAAAAUUCUAUUUAUAAGGCGAUUAUCAAGUUGAUAUAUAUUUUUUCAAAAUUUAAUAAUAAAAAGUCAUGCAAAAUCACCAAUCAAUAAUUUCUAUUAACUUUUAAAAAAUAUGCAAAAUUGUAUUCCUAGGCUUACGAUUAAAAGAAAAUCAAGAUUGAGGUUUGUUCAGAAGUUAAAGAUAUACUCACAAUUGAGAAUUGUCUAGAUGAUUUUAUGAUAAACUUCUUUACUCAUCUCUGUAAGACUAAAGCAGAAAUAAUAUAAAUAUAUCUUUGCAAAUCCUUUUCUUAAUAAAAUGAAUUUAUUGACAUUAUUAUUAAAGUAGAUGUUAUGUCAGAGCUAUAUAUUUUAUUGUAAAAGAGUACACAUUUUAGAAGAAUUUUAAAGACUAUAAGUCCUCAUGAUUAUGUAAUAUUAAAUGAUGAUAGUAAUUUUUAUCAAAGAUUUUUAGGUUUGACAGUACGUCUAUUUAAAAAUAUGAAUGAGAUAAAUCAAUUAAAUUCAUUUUUUAUAAAGGCUAACGACUUUAGAUAAACGAAAUGA
This is a messenger RNA of Paramecium sonneborni, 1624 nucleotides long. NCBI's taxonomy places the organism in Eukaryota, Ciliophora, Oligohymenophorea, Peniculida, Parameciidae. The record is from the annotation of a GenBank genome assembly.